Molecule: messenger RNA, 905 nt
Organism: Penaeus chinensis
Lineage: Eukaryota; Metazoa; Arthropoda; Malacostraca; Decapoda; Penaeidae
Product: pro-resilin-like
Exons: 3
Coding region: 34-396 (120 amino acids)
Cellular component (GO): extracellular matrix
Source: RefSeq, a predicted model, not a curated record
UGUGCCAUUAGCUAAGGCAACGAAAGAGUGAAAAUGACUGCCCGUGUGUUCAUCUCUCUGUGUCUUGUGGCCACGGUGGCCCUGGCGAUGCCGCAGUAUGACCAGCAGCAGCAGCAGCAAGCAAACACCGGGAAGCAGCUGCAGGCCCAGCCGAUGAUGCCCAUGAAUUACGACUUCCAGUGGGAGGUGAACAACCAGGAAUACCAGAACUACUACGGCCACCAGGAGGCCGCUGUUAACGGCCGCGUUGACGGCUCCUACCACGUGUGGCUCCCCGACGGCCGCCUCAUGAAGGUUGAGUAUUACGUGGAUGGAGACUCCGGUUUCGUUCCUACCAUCACCUACGAGGACGGCUACGCACCCAACUGGGGCAACUCUUACUUCAACAGAAGGUAGAUCUUAAGUGUCUCGCCCCUCCUCAGUGACGACCUCCUCGUUCUUCAUGUUCUGGAAUGUUCCUCUGUGUACAACCGCGGCAAGUCGUUGCACGCACACGACUACGGGCAGCGGCGGAGGAAAUCAACAGCGUCCUUAUCUUAGGCGAUUGUGUGUACCUCUGCUGGGCCCUGACUUUUGCUUUUGGCUCUUGACUGGGAUGUUGUGGUGUGCGUGCGUACUGAGUCUCGUUUCGUGUGCUAACAUAUUAUUGUUUCUUUCUACACGUUAUUCAGGUUUACUGGAAAAAAUACGAGGCUGUAUGCACAUAUUCUGAACGUCCGGGGUUGAUUUCCUUUGUCUUUCAAAUUUCGAAAAUUACUAUGGUGUUUUUUUUUUUUUUUUUUUUAUCAAACACAUAAACUAAAUGAUGUCAAUUACUGACAAUGGUUUAUCGGUAUUUCAAACUCUGUAUCAUCUCUAUCUAUCAGAAUGUAAAAUCAAAAUUAUAAUAAACGUGAUUACAGUAU